ACCCUGCCAGCUGUAGCUUGACUGGAGGGUUUCUCCACUUGGUGUGGCAUUCACAUCCCAAAGCUCAUGCGGUAACAUCCAGCAUCGCUUGACUUCCCCUGCACACUGGCCUGACUCCAGGGAUUUCAAGUAGACAGGGCGGACAGACAGAGAGAGAGAGAGAGCAUAUAUGCUGGAGAGAGCUAAGUUAAUUUUGAAAUAGGAGGGGAAAAGAAAAGAGGUCCAGAGAAGAGAAGAAAGGGAGAAGCAGGUGAGAAAGUAAAGUGUUGAAGACAAGUUGAUUAGCUGACUGUACACAACAAAUCCAUUGAUAUGGCAACCAUGGAAGCAUUGGAAUCCACAAGCACCCAGCUGGAGCCUCACACCCUCACUGAGAUCUCAGACGAUGAGGUCAACCUGCCGCCCUCGGACGACGAAGACGAUGCCUUCACCGCAGCCAAGAAAGAGCUGUCCACCAUGGGCACGGAGGGCGACGCCGCCGAAGACGAGGACGAGGCGGAAAAGCCGGACCAGCAGGUGAAUGGGGUCAUGGUGCUGACUUUGCUUGACAAGAUCAUCGGGGCGGUGGACCAGAUCCAGCAGACCCAGAGCGGGCUGGAGGCCCGGCAGCAGGACAUGGAGCGUUCGGUGAACAGCAUUCAGGGCGAGCUCACCAAACUGUCCAAGAGCCACAGCACCACGUCCAACAGCGUCAACAAGAUGAUGGAGAAGGUGCGCAAGGUGAGCGUCAACGUCAAGACAGUGCGGGCCACCCUGGAGAAGCAAGGAGGCCAGAUCAAGAAGCUGGAGAACAACGAGGCGGAGCUGCUCAAGAGACGCAACUUUAAAGUCAUGAUCUACCAGGAUGAAGUGAAGGUUCCCUCAAAACUCAACAUCUCUAAAUCCAUGAAGGUUUCGGAGUCUGUGUCGGGAAGCAGAGGGGGCAGCCUGCUCGAGCUCAAGGAAACUGUGGAAGAGGAGGAGGGAGGAGAAGGAGAGAAGGCAGACAGGCCCCACAUAGACCUCUCAUCGGAUGAGGAGGGGGUGGAGAUCGAGGAAACCAUUGAGGAGUCCCGAGCAGAGCGCAUCAAGCGCAGCAGUCUGCAGCGUGUGCAAACCCUGAAGACAGUCUUUUCAAAGGAGAAGAUAGACAAGACCAGAGCAAAGACCAAAGAGAAACUGGAAAAGACCAAACAAAAGACCAAGGACAACCUGGAGAAGACAAAGCAGAAGACAAAGGACAACCUGGAGAAAACCAGGCAGAAAACCAAGGAUAACUUGGAGAAGACAAGACAGAAGACCAAGGAUAACCUUGAGAAGACGCGUCACAACAUUGAGAUGAAGAUGGGCAAGCUUGGAACACAAAUGAGUGUCAAUCCUGAGCGCAAGCAGAAGAUGCAGACGUCCCGUGACAAGGUGAAGAAGGCCUUCACGCCAGACCAUGUCGUUUAUGCCCGGUCCCAGACUGCAGUGUACAAGGUGCCCCCCUUCACCUUCCACGUCAAGAAGAUCCGCGAGGGCAUGACCGAGGUGGUCCAAGGCACCGAGAUGGUGGAGGUGUCCCAAGACCUGGAUCCUUUCGGGGGAGUGGAUGGGGAGACCGAGGAGGGCGCGGUGGAAGUUGAGAUGGAGAUGAUGAAUGGAGGCGGGGAUGAGGACGAGGCUGAUGAGGAGGAAGAGGAGGACAACGAAGAUGCUCUGCAGGAGAAUGAAGACAAAGAUAGAGACAGCGACUAGAUAAAGAGUCAGGAAUUUGCCAAGAUCCCAACAUAAAUCCUGAAGUUCUUUUGUAAAAGGAAAAAAAGGAAUUCAUUGGGGGAAAUGGGAAGAUUGCUUGAGAAUAAUUACAGUUGAUAACUUGGGUCUAACUCUUUUUAUAUAUAUAUAUAAUUUCGGUCAUUAUUCCUAUUAGUUACUAUAACUUUGUACUAACAAGUUAUUGCUGAGAUCUGGGAAAACAGCAUCAUUGAGUGUGACGGUCAGACAAGUGGUUAACAAGCCAACACGCUGUCCACAUUAUCUACACCACUUUCUUUGAAGGUAAAAUGUAAAGGGCGCACCCAGAACCUGUCAGUAACAAUCCUUCUGCAUACAGGCACAGUAUUGUAGGUCACAUAAGUUUGGCAAACCUAUGGGUUCGUUCCCAUCCUGUCUGAUCGUCAAUAGCACCGCGUGCUAUAGGUAAAGCUGCCGCAUGUUUACCCAGAACGGACGAACACAACACUGGCUCUAGCAAUGGUAGUAGCAGCCAUUUCUACGGCUUAGACAGUCUAGUUUCAAUGAAAGAUCAUCUUUCCAGCGGUGAAAUACUUUAAGUAUUUUUACGUUACCGCCACAGCUCUCCGACACGUUUGAUAAAGGAGGAGUUAGUGGUCAGGAUGCAAUCUGCAACCUGACCACUAGAUGCCACUAAAUCCCACAAACUGCUCUUUUAAGUGCCCAAAACAUGACCAGAGGGCAAAGCCAGGGUGAGGUAGUGUUCCAGCUUAUGCAAACGGUACAGCAUGCCAACAGAACCUGACCAUCGGUUACGAUAUUCCCAGAUCUCAGCAGUUACUUUGGUCAAGACAAUGUCAUUAUUACCAAUAACAAU
This is a messenger RNA of Cyclopterus lumpus (lumpfish), 2572 nucleotides long. RefSeq names its product caveolae associated protein 1b (gene cavin1b). Gene Ontology annotation, cellular component: caveola; cytoplasm. NCBI's taxonomy places the organism in Eukaryota, Metazoa, Chordata, Actinopteri, Perciformes, Cyclopteridae. Gene Ontology annotation, molecular function: rRNA primary transcript binding. The record is from RefSeq and is a predicted model, not a curated record. The coding region runs from base 313 to 1716 and encodes 467 amino acids. Gene Ontology annotation, biological process: transcription initiation at RNA polymerase I promoter; termination of RNA polymerase I transcription. The transcript has 2 exons.